AUGCGUUUAACUCUCGUGACAUUUCUUGCAUUAGGCGCCCUCGUGACGCCCGCUGUCGCUGCAGUCAAUCUCUAUGCUUCUUCUUAUUCGGGGAAAAUAUCGAGUCUUUCGCUAAGUUUGGAGGCCAGCGGAGAAUAUGUAUUAAACACAACUUCGGUUGUGACCGAGGCGGGAACGAGCCCUUCAUGGUUGGAGAAGAAAGAUGACGUUUUAUAUUCGACAGAUGAAGGGUUUUCCGGUUCGAGUUACGUGUCUUCUUACUCGACGUCUGAAUCUGGGGAGCUCACUCUCAUGGGUCGUGGUUCGACGCUCAGUGGUCCUGUCAGCUCCAUUGUGUAUAAUGGAGGAAAAGGGCUGGCUGUGGCACACUAUGGAGGCUCAGCAACAACAAGCUGGACUAUUCGCUCCAAUGGGACUCUGGUACCUCUCCAAAACUUGACUUUCACAGGUCCACUGGGACCCAACACCGAGCGCCAAGAAGCGCCUCACCCACAUCAAACGAUCGUCGACCCUACCGAUAGCUUCAUCCUCGUCCCCGACCUGGGUUCUGAUCUCGUCCGAGUCUUCAGCAUCGAAAAAUCUACCAGCGCCCUCACAGAAACGACACCUUUAGUCACUCCCCCCGGGUCUGGACCCCGCCACGGCGCUUUCAUGAAAGCAGCGUGCGGAAACACCUAUCUCUUCGUCAUCUACGAGCUCUCAAACAGCAUCGCUAGUUACAAGGUCACGUAUCAAGGCGCACACCUGGCAUUCGAGGAAGUGUUCAUGGCUGGGACUUACGGGCCAACCACAACACCCGCAGGUGCAGCAGGCGCAGAAGUUCUUUUGAGCCCCGACAACCGAUUCCUCAUGACCUCCUCGCGCAACGACAGCCUCUUCCAAAUCCCCAGCUUUGAGCCCGGCAGCACUAGCGAGCUCAUCGCCUCUGAUACCCUGCAAAGCUGGGCCAUCGAUGACGCCACGGGAACGUUAACCUUCGUGCAGCUCGCGCCGGCGGGUGGUAAAUUCCCAAGGCAGUUCUCCUUGAACAAGGCGGGUACUUUGGCUGCGGUGGGACUGCAGAGAGACGGGAUGGUGGUGGUCAUGGAGAGAGACGUAGCGAGUGGGAAGUUUGGGAAGUUUGUAGCGAGUGUGCCGGUGGAGGGAGAAGUUAAUACCGUGAUUUGGGACGAGUAG
This is a messenger RNA of Drepanopeziza brunnea f. sp. 'multigermtubi' MB_m1, 1176 nucleotides long. RefSeq lists its product as uncharacterized. Gene Ontology annotation, molecular function: protein binding; 6-phosphogluconolactonase activity. The record is from RefSeq and is a predicted model, not a curated record. NCBI's taxonomy places the organism in Eukaryota, Fungi, Ascomycota, Leotiomycetes, Helotiales, Drepanopezizaceae.